Messenger RNA from Xiphias gladius (swordfish), 3728 nucleotides. RefSeq names its product coiled-coil domain-containing protein 178. The transcript has 19 exons. The coding region runs from base 25 to 2508 and encodes 827 amino acids. The record is from RefSeq and is a predicted model, not a curated record. Lineage: Eukaryota; Metazoa; Chordata; Actinopteri; Istiophoriformes; Xiphiidae.
GUCAACAACGAAGAAGUUGCAGCGAUGCCAGACGUUGAACCCCUGAGAUUCCCAUCAAGGGAAGGAAGACCGAGUCAACAAGACCAAGCAGAUCUUCAAGUCGUCUGCUCUGGUAGACGUCGCACUUGUGCUUUGCUCAACAGUCCCUCACCAUGUGUCAACAAUGCUAUUUACCAUAUGCAAGAGUUGAAGAUGACUGUGGAAAAUUGGUUUCAGCAGCCGCAGAUUGACCAGGACAAGCACCAAUACAGCAAAACUUUAAGAUUUCAAUCCAGAGACUCAGAUACUGAAUCAGUGAUGUCUACAGAGCUGUUCGUCGAAGGCAUCGCAAUAAGUGCAAGAGAAAGUUGUCCAUUAUCGCCACUAUUGAAGAAAAUAAAUGAUGUCCUUGGAGAGGUUGUGUAUCUGAUUGAGCGGCUGGAGGCUGAUCGGCAGUAUGCAGAGGAAGCCCUCCACAAAGAGAAGAAAAGGAAAAGAUUUUUGGAGAACAAAGUUGACAGUGUUUCACUGUGGAAGCAACAAGAGCAUUCCUUUAUUGUCCAAAAAGAGCAUGAGGCUUGCAUCAGAGACAUCACUGAACUGAAGUGGCAGCUAAAAUUGGAGAGGGAGAAGCUUGACCAGGUCCAGGAGAAAUUGUCACACACUGAGGUGUUGAACCAGCACUUACACGAGGACAUCGACUUUGCCAAAAAACAAAUCCCCAUUGUGAAAGAAAAUCUGGACCUCCAGAGAACCAUCAUAAAUCAAAUCAACACUGCACAAUCAGAGGCAGAUGAAGUAUGCUCAAAAACACAAAGUGAUCUCAUAGUCGUUCAGAGGGAGUUGAAAAAGAUGGAACUGGACGCCAACAAUGAAAGAAUCUCAUUGGACCAUGUGCUGUUGGCGAUGAAGAAUCAGCUGGCUAACAGAUUGGAAGAUUUAAAGCAGUUGAAGAUCCUUGAGGAAGGUCUACGUGCUGAAAUAGUUGAUGCUGAAAAGACAGUUGCUCUUACAGAAGAAAAGUGCGCAGCCAUAACGCAACACAUCCCUGAAAUGAUGGAGCUCAAGCAAUCUGAAAAAGACCGGAUUUUGCAAUUGAAACUUCGAAUUGAGGAUGAAAUGCAAAAGGAAAAGAAAUUGAAAGAGAAAAUAAUUGCAUUACAAGAAGAUAUUGAGAGAUCUAAACUUAAUGGGGAAGCAGACGUUUCCUGCAUAGAAGAGCAGCUCCACUCAAAACGUAAUGCUUUUGCAGCUCUCCGCAAAGAAAACAUGGAGUAUGAACAGAAUUUUGAAGAGUACAAGAUAAAAAUUUCUGAGAGUGAGAAAGCAGUGAAGCACAUGCACGAGGAGAGGAAGCAGAUGCUCCAGAAAAUCCUUGACAAUGACAAGCAGUGGGAAAAGGCCAAGGAGGAAGUGACCCAAGUUGUAACCCAGCACAGAGUCACCCAGACUAAGCUGGAGGAGCAGGAGCAGCUCACCUUCAUGGAAGAACAGAGGGCCAGGAAAGAGAUUGAAAACCUCAGAAAAGAUCUGACAGGUCAGGCGACUGCCCUGGAAAUACUGAAGGGUCAGUGUGCAAAUAUCAAUGACGGAUUAAAACAACAGCAAAGGAGCUCAGAGCUAACCAACCAAAAACUUCAGAAAGAAUUUGAAGAUGCAUCUUUAGCAACAAGAGCUCUGGAGACAAAAAUUGAGAAAAUCAAGAAAGUGACAGAAAAUUUGGAAAAGAUUGAGUGUGAGCACAGGAACACGUUACUCAAGCUUGAGAGGGAGAAAAAACUCAAAUGUGACUACCUGAAAGCUGCCCAGGAUUUACAAACUGCCGCUGUAAAGAGAUAUGACUACACCCUGGGCAGGAUCAGUGACCUUACGGAGAAGAGCAAAGAAUACCAAGAUGCUUCAGUUAAAAUGGAAAAAAUAGUUGAAAGCAUGCCAGACGUCAUAGCGGAACUUCAAAGUGUGUUUGAUGUGGUGGAUUUCAAAAACAAAUCAGCUGCUCUCAUAAUGAGCACCUUGCAGUCUGAUAUUAAUAACUGCCAGCAACAAACACGGCGAUCCAUGCAGACACACACUGCUCAUGUUACAGCAAGAAAAAAGGAAAUGGAAGACAUCAAGGAAGCACUAAAAAUUGCACUGAAGGAGAACAAACAGCUGGCAAGCGAGUACGAAAGUCUUAAGAAGAUCCUCAUGGAGGCCAAACAAGAGGCAGUGUUAGCAUUGAGCAAGAAAAACCACAAACAUAAAUCUUUUCAUUAUUACACACAGCUCUCUUUGUUGCAGAAGAGGAUGCACAAAGCUUUGGUGAAAUACUUCAAACAACGCAGCCUCUAUAGCCAGGCUGAACUGGACUGGUGCCAGGCUCUCUCUCAAGAGACCAACCAGAAAAUAAAAACAGCCCAGGAGGGGUUGUCUGACGAAAUUCAGCUCAUCUCUGCAUUCCUGCAAUCCUUGACAGAUGACUCUACUACCACUGAUGAUGCCAGGGUGAACAAACAAGCCGGUCCAGAUGCUGCUGGAUCGAAUGAGUAGAUGCCUUCAGUUCAAAUAGCAGUGUAAUUGGACAUUCACCUGUACCAGACAACUUACUUACCCUAGCACGCUUCACUAUUCCCCCCUCUUUACUUGCAGCAAAUCCAUAACAAUGAAACAGGUGACUUUCAUGCUGCUGUCAGGACUGAUCUAAUUUUAGCUGGGUGAAUGAUUGCAAUUGGCUUUGCCUCAUCAGAUAAUUAAUCUAUGUCACCAUUAAUUGGAAAAGAGAAUAAUUACAGGCAGUGUUGACAGAAAUUCUACGCUUCUCCAGAUUCCAAGAUCUAAUUACAACUAGUGAAACCCCGUGACCUUAACUAGCACUUAGUACACCUUGCCCACCUUGACCAUGCCCAUGUGAAGACCACUGUCCCUGGAAAGAACCUGUUUUUGCAAUCACGCCGCACACACUUCCACUCUCUUCACUCUCCUCACUCUCUGAAAGCUGUCUCCCUCAAUCACUUUUCAAUAUUCAAUCUUAAUUUUGUGGAAGUUUAGCAUUUUCAAUGAGCUGGAGAUGAAUGAUUAAUGAAUAAAUUUAAAUGCUUCAUUUUGUCCAUGGAUCAUUAGUUAAGUCCUUUGUGGGAAGGACCUGAGAAAAGGAGUGAAAAUUAUUGAGACAUUAGCCUGAAGCAAUCCAGGGGUAAAUAGUGUGCACAAAAGGAUGUUGUGUGUGCACUAUCCACUGGCUUUUCUAAAGAACCCUGGGGAAACACUGUUUUCAAUUUGGAAUCUUAACUGAAUCACAUUUAGUACUUGUAGAAAAUUGAUUUUUGUUUCAUCAUGUUUCAACAAUGUCGUACUAAUGGUAGACAACACUAAUGUCUGCUCCAUAUGGACUUUAAAAGUUAAGCAAAAAUGUUUUGGGAUAAACAAUACUUGUCUACAUACUAUCAUAUUAAUUAAAUAUUUAAAUUCUCAUUAAAAAAAAUAAGAAUCUGUAAUUAAUAACAGUCAUACAGUUCUUGAAAGAGUUCAAGUGCUGUUGAUAUUCUUUACAAUGUUAGUAGUGUCAAGGUCGGUGCUUUCAGACUGCUCCUUAGAAAAAUGUGUUGCCCUCUCCUUCUGUCUGUGGCUGGUUGAUAGAGAUGCUGUUGUUUUGUUGAUACGCCGGAUGCCUCUCCUACUACUGGAGACAGAAGGGGGCAGUAUGGACACAACAACCUUAGAGAGACGUAUUAAUUGACUGCAACACGGUCCACUUUAAUAUCUUAUGGUUG